Mercenaria mercenaria is the source of this 9320-nucleotide messenger RNA. RefSeq names its product leucine-rich repeat serine/threonine-protein kinase 1-like. Lineage: Eukaryota; Metazoa; Mollusca; Bivalvia; Venerida; Veneridae. Gene Ontology annotation, biological process: protein phosphorylation. The coding region runs from base 317 to 6541 and encodes 2074 amino acids. Gene Ontology annotation, molecular function: protein kinase activity; ATP binding; protein binding. The transcript has 36 exons. The record is from RefSeq and is a predicted model, not a curated record.
UCAUCUAAGCUGGUUUAAGUGUAACUUAAUUAUACUGAUUAUCCAUAGCAAUAAAUGCGGUGGCUGGUAUAAGAUCUUGGUUUUUUAUCUACUACCAACUGGAUAGAUAGAUGUGUCUGUUCUUCUUGACAAUACUGUAUAAUGUACAGCAUAAUAGUUGGAAACUUUCAUGACAUGCUGGUUGAUCAGACAGAACAGUAACUGCGUUUGAUGACCAAAUCCUGCUGGAGAGUUAAGACAUAACAAAACAGAUUCCUGUUGAGUGGAUGUGUUCAAGCACCUAAUGUUUUAUGACAAUGAGCCAGAGUACAUAUAGAUGCUGUUAACUAGAUUGCUCAAGUUAAAGAGAAAAGUACAUUUGAUAAGAUCUGUCACAGACUCCAUCAUGGCUGAAUGGUAUGAUGACCUUUUGACCUUCAUCAAUGAAGAGAAUAAGGAUGGGAUCCUGUCCAUGUUGCAGCGACUUCCGAAUAUUCCAGGCGCCAUUGAGAGACUUCGUGAAGAAUGUGCACCGCUUGUUAUGGCGUCUUGUCGGAAAGGCUAUACAGACGUGUUGCAGUUUCUGAUAGAGAAUGAUAUAGACAUUAGUAACAUAGACACACAGGAAAAUCCCAUUCAAGUAGCCUGUGAAUUUAAUCAAGUCAGUGUGCUUGAUUUUCUGUUUGAGAGAGGUGUGCCCAUUCUGCCUGGAACUAUGAAGGCAUGGGAGGAAGAAUCACCCAUCUAUAUAGCAUCAAAGUGUGGACAUUACGAUGUUAUUCAUAAAUUAAUUGAGAAGGAGCCUAAUUUGAUCAAAGAUGACCAAGUACGGAACUGUUUACUGUAUGCAGCAUGUUUAGGAGGAAACAUAGAUGUUGUGAAGAUGUGGUUGUCACCUAGCAUAGACAUAAAUCAUCCCCUGCAACUUGUGAAGAGACUCACAGAUUGUGAAAAACUUACACCACUAUUUGCUGCCUGUGCUGGUGGACACAAACAUGUGAUAAAGUUUUUACAGAGUAACUGUGAGGAUCUGCAGUUCUCUACAGCGGUUUGUCAGGCACACCCUGGCAUUAUUGGAGAAUACCUUCAAAAGUAUUUUGAGGUGGAGCCUUCAGACAAUGAAGAUGAUUUCAUUGAGUUAUGUACUGGACAUUUACAACGGAAGAACCUUCACAUGCUUCACCCUGAUUGGUUCACACAACAUCCUUACUUUAUGACAUUAUCGGAGCUUGAUAUUAGCAACAACAGAUUAACAGAGUUACCUGAUUGUCUCCCUUGGAAGUUCCAGAACCUAAGAUGCCUGAAUGCUUCUAGAAACUUUAUCAAAUGUCUAAGUUACUGUGAAGAGGCGGGUAGUGAGGAAGACUCAAUCUGUCCAAGCCUUGAAGAGGUCAACAUUUCCUACAAUAACUUGGAGUCAGUGUGCCGAGAACUAUUUGAGAUUCAAACGUUACAGCAUCUGAAUCUGUCACACAACAAACUUGUGUAUCUCAGCAAGUCUUUGCUUCAUCAAGGUGCAGCUCUGACAGAUAGUAAUACGAUACUGAAGCGGCACUCAUCCAUGCAAGAGAGACAUUGGUUGUGUUUGGAUCUCAGGAAGUUGGAUGUUUCCCACAAUGCACUAGUCAUGUUGCCAACGGAGAUACAGGCUUGUAGAGAACUUAUCCAUAUUGAUGUCAAUAACAACAGAUUGACAACAUUCCCACAACCAUGGAGUUGUCCACUGGAGAUUUUGGAUCUGAGCCACAACCAACUGGAAAGAUUCCCUGUGAACACUGAGCAAUACUGGAGUGGCAGUUUACGUUACCUCAACAUCAGUCAUAAUUAUCUUGAUGAGAUCAACGAGGGAAUUGUGAGACUUAAUAUAUUGACCGAUUUGAUUGCCUCUAACAACAAGAUAGAGAGAUUGCCAAGCCCUGAGAUCUGGGAAUGUGGACAUCUACAUAACAUCAGCCUCAAACACAACAAACUGGGCAUUCCUAUAGAACCACCAAAAAAACCCAUACUGCGAUUUGGUAAACCUCGUACGAGCAGUUCAGAAGAUACGAGAAUGCUUCAUUUCCCACAAUCCCUUGCUUACUGUCUGAAGGAACUGCGUCUGGCAGACAAUAAUUUAGACUGUGUGCCACAGUCAGUGUGUGAAUUAAUCAGUCUGGAGAUCCUAGAUCUAUCAGAUAAUCCAUUGAUAAAGGUCCUUCCUAGAGAACUUGGCAAGUUGAAGAACUGUGGCAUGCUCAAACUGAAGGGGGUUACACCCACAAAUGUCAGCUUACCUGCAUCAGGCAACAAAACCAAGGAGAUACUGUCCGAGUUGUUGGAAAAUCUACGGGACUGUCAGCCAUACCAUCAAAUCAAAGCUGUUGUAUUAGGAAAAAAGGACAAAGGAAAGACAACUCUGGUGAAUAUUUUAGCUGGCAAAAAGACCCAAGCUAUCAAAGAAAGGCAAAGUAUUGUCAGAGAAGAAGUCACUCUAGUAAAGAAAGGUUUCUCUCUAAGGAAAGAAAUAGAGGUCAAGCUUCAUGUAUGGGAUAUGUCGGGAGAUGAGGUUUAUGCACAGAUAUACCACAGUGUGUUUACGCCUCUUACAUUAUACAUCCUCGUCUGGGAUUUCUGGUCCAUCACCGAUGAAAUUGAUAAAAUCGAGAAAUGGAUCAACAACAUACAGGCAAGCACAAGCAGUUUUUGUGUUGUGUUGGUGGGAACGUUUAUAGAUAAGUUAACGCCACUGAAGCCUGACACAGUCCAGAUUGUGAAAGAUAGACUGGUUGAGAGACUUGGAGAUCAAACACCAAGACUGUGUCCAGUCUCUUGUAUUAACAAUGAAGGUAUAGAACACCUUCGUACAUUCUUGUAUGAAACAGCUUUAUGCAUGACGUUACCUGGAAGGAAUAGAUUACCUCUAAUUGGUCGAAAAAUUCCGAAAAGUUACCGACUGAUGGAGAAACAGAUACUGGAAGAAUUGAAGAGACUAGAGACAGAGAAAAAACCCUUGUGUCUGACACAAAAUCAGUUUCUGGACAUAAUAGAAAGAUUACCACAGAAACAUAAUGAUUUACAGUCGGCUGAGGAGACAGCAGCUGUGACAAAGUUUCUAGUGGAAGCUGGUUACCUGCUUCAUUUCUCAGAUCAGCUUGGUGCCCUUGAUACACUGUACUUCCUGGACCCGGCUUGGCUUUGUGAUAUACUUGUUCAUGUACUGAUAUCACCUAAAGGAAAGACCCAUUUGAGACAAGGCCGAGGCAAGAUAAGCCGACGGGAUGCAGAGUUGAUAUAUAAGGAGUCUGCGAAGUUUCCAUCAGAGUUUGUGGAUCAGUACCUGGAAUUGUUGGAGAGAUUUGAAAUUGCAGCAUCUAUAUCACAAUCUGAAUUCCUUUUUUUCCCAUGUCAGCUUCCAGUUGAUCCUCCAAUUAUAGAAACAGCAGACGACAAAUUGGACGCCAAGACUAUGAGAAGACUGUACAGAAUGUCGGACUGUCCAAGUGGGUUCUGGAUGCGACUGGUUACACGUAUGAUGAUGCGGGUAGAACAGUUUGCGAAAAAAGACUGGCACUUCCGACCGAUAAUGACACACUCAAUGAGAAUGAUGUCAAUGAGACAUGGAACCAGCGUGUCCAGUGGUCCUAAAAGGGGAGGCAGCUUCUAUGGAUUACAAAUAAAGUCAGCACGUAAGACAUUCUGUCGAGAGUUAAUCCAUGUCAGUCAUGAAGAUGGGGGCUUCUGCGUGGAACCGGCUAUAUUUACAGGUUCAGACAAUAGGGAUGGCCUGCAGAAUGGUGUAUUGAUUACUGAAGUCAGUAAAACUGGAAAAUUUGCCAUUAUUGGUAUAAUUGUUGAUGAAAUAGAGGACAUCAUACAAGAUUACUAUCCAGGAUUGCUAGAACCAGAUAUGAUGUCACUUAGUAUGCAUCUUGAGCGAUAUGCCCUGUGUUCUACAUGUUACCAGGGGCAGCCACUGCCAAAUGUAAUAAACCACUUCACUAUGGAGCACUGCGCCAGAUUGCUCGUUAAUGGAGACUCAAUAACAUGUCCACAGGGUAUAAAGCAAGAAUUAAGUGCACUUGUACCAGACCUACUAAUGAAGGAACUACCUGACAAAUACUUUAUGGCUCUGGACAAACUUGAACUUAAAGAGACCAAAGAGAGUUGUCUGGGUACAGGAGUGACUGGUUCAGUGUUUAAAGGAAAAUACAAUGGUCAGGCAGUGGCAAUUAAGGUGUAUCGGAGUGAUAUACGUAACCGUAUUGAAGCAGGGAAGUUUGCCUCUGUUAACAGUAACAGUAGUGACAGUGGUACAGCGACAUUGUCCACACAGGGAUCUGUAGCCGAGGCGCAGGAGGAAGAUAUCUAUGUAAACGUUGCUAAAGCAAGAAGAUCAGAGAUUGAUAUGGAUGAAACUGAAAGUAUCAAGGCAUUACGAGCAAUUAAGGAGAUGCGACAGGAAGUGGCCAUUACAAGCAGACUUCAUCACCCUUGUGUUGUAUCACUCAUUGGUCUGGCAUUCAGACCUAAAUUAAUGAUGGCAUUAGAGUUGGCUCCCUUGGGAAGCUUGAGAGAUAUUCUAGACAAGCAGACUCAGGGUCGGCCGGUGUUUAACAGGUAUAAGAACAAGGAUGAAUUGUUCCCUGCAUUGUUUGAGAAGGAACUGAUAUUCAAAUUUGUCUUUCAGAUUGCUAAAGGACUAGAAUACUUGCAUACCAAUGCCAUCAUUUACAAAGACCUGAAAUCAGACAACAUUCUAACAAUGUCACUGGACUUGUCUGCCCCUGUGAACCUGAAACUGUCAGAUUAUGGAAUAUCAAAGUUCAACUGGAGUGGGAGAUCAGUGGGUCUGGUGGGAACACCCGGGUAUCAAGCACCAGAGAUCCUUGAUGGAAAGGCUUAUGAUGAAAAGGUUGACAUUUUUGCCUUUGCUAUGGUGAUUUAUGAGAUACUGACUGGCAGGAGACCUUUCGCUGAGUGUGACAACCUGGCACAGAUUACAAAAGCCAUGAAAAUUCAUGGGAGAAGGCCGAAUUUAAAAGAUUUCAAUGUACUGACACGGUUUCCCUGGCUUGAAAAGACUAUGAAAGAUUGCUGGCAAAGUAUGGCUCAGUCACGGCCUGCCGCUUCAAACAUUGUGUCAAAAAGUUCCAUGCAAAACUUGCAGUAUCUUGCACAAACAUGGGUGGUUGAUAUACCUAACAAUCAAAAACUGAGUACAAACUGUGUACUUGGGACUUAUGAAUUAGACAAUCGAUCAUUACUAUGUAUAUGGGAUGGUUAUAAAUCAGAGAGAAAUUUCUCUAUAUUGGACCCAGACUGGGCCACAUUCAGAGUGGCCGGACAGAAGUAUGAUGGACCACAGGUUAUAUGUAUGGCCCAAGUUGGUAGGCAUAUCUGGACUGGAAAUCAGCAGAUGAUAUAUGGCAGAGGAUUUCAUAAACUGAACCGCACAGUUGAGAAUACAAUAGUUGUAUAUAGACGGUCAGAGAAUGGAUCCCUGGAGGAAGUGAGUACAUUGCCCUUGGAUAGCUGCCCUGUACAGAUCCUAGCUGUCCCUGCCAGAAAGGGGUGUGGUAAUGGACGUGGUAAUCAGACAGGUUAUAGAGUGUAUGUGGCUCUUGAACAAGGCAGUCUGUUACAGUUCCAGUCAUUGACAAGAAACAAAGCAGGUGAAAGCAGACAUUUAAGGCAUACUGUUAGAAAUAUAGCCGGUUACUCCGACCCAACUGCUUGUAUCUUGAGAUCACGAACAAUAUAUUGCAUAGCAUACUCUGAUGUAAAGCAAGAACUUUGGGUAAGCGGAAAUGAGCAUGUUGAUAUUGUGAACUGCCUGGACUUCAAAGUUAAUACAGACGAAAGAAUUAAUCUGACAAUUUUGUUACGUAUGUGCAAAAUACAUCCCGUGUUGUGUGUAGGUGAAAUGGUUUGUUCAGGCUCGCAAAUGUUUUGUAUGCUGGCAUACUCACCGUUUGUGCUGGAAUUUGACACAGAAACAUACAUGUGCAGAAGUGUUUUAAAUUUGGAGAAGUACUUUGUGAUUUUUAAACUGGUAUCGAAGGAUUUUACUGAGAUUGAUCACGAAGCCUAUCAUGGUGUUACUACAGAAGAUUGGCAGGGGUCAGCAAAUGCAGAUAUUUCUGAUCAUAGUGAUGACAGUUAUGAAUCCGAGGAUGAGCCGUCGGAAAGUAGUAACUUUAGUGAAACUGCAAAUUUCUGGAAAAGCCAACAGAGAGCAAAGUCCCAGCCAGUCAGUCCUGAACAAACUGGAGACAAGUUGAUGGAUGAGCCUCCAUUAGUUCCCCAAAGGACAAGGGCCUCGAGGAAAGCUUUAAAGGUCCUUGGGAUUGAAGGGGCAGAAAAUGUAACUCAGUCAUGUAUAGAGAGCCCAGUGGUUCCUCCAAGACCUCCUCGACCUAAGACUGAUUUACAUGGAAGAGGGAGACAAACUCCUGCGUCACAGAACAGACCACCACCAAUUCCUCCAAAAGGUAAAACUCUUGAAGAUCAUCAAAGGGCGGCAAAUAACAAAAAGGUGGGAAAACAAACAUCAUUUUCCUGCCAAAUAUGCCUAAACAUGUAGGAUAUGAUAUUGAGUUAACCUCAAUAUUGAUUGUUAAGAAUUCUUUGUGGGUAGGGCGCAGUUGUGGAGAUAUUUGUGUGGUAAAUAUUCACAGGGCGGAGUCUGGAGAGAUAAGUAGAUUUGGAAAAGUUGUGGCAAAUAUGUUUGAUUUGAACAUGAAACAAAAGAAAAUUAAUUCUGUGCCAAAUUUGAGACUUGUAAAAACUGGAAAACAUAUUGCAUCUGCUUACACAUUAGAUGCUGGGAAUGAUUCAGCAGAAGUUCAGAUUGCAUUCUGGGAAAGCUAUGGAGUAGAUGAUGCAGAGAGAGUAGAAAAACACUGGGGACAUAUUUUAGCAGUUGAAAAUGAUUUAUUUGAGGGUUGUAAAGAGUCAGACCAGGCUGCAGCAGAUAUUGGUAAAUUUUAACAGGCUGAUCAUGGUCUUCACUGUUUGCUGUUCAGUCAGUAAAUUUUCAGUGAACACGUCUUUGAAGGAUAAAUGGUACUGCACAAAUUGAAUGACAGACCAAUUCAUUUUAAAAAUUUAUCAUGCUAAAGUUAAGUUUAGACAAGUUUAAAUCGGAGUACUUGAUGCUAAAGGGUAAAUGGGACAGCUGCCUAUAUGUAUAUAGGGCAAAAAUUUUCCUGCAGGCAGAAUUCCUUUAAAUUUUGUGUACUGAUUGAGAAUCAUGUUUAAAACGGAUAUAUGUAUUAAAAAUCAUAGGUGCCCAGGCUUGAUGAUGAAUUAUCUGCCCUUGAAAGUCUGAAAAUACUGAAAAAAUCGACUUUCAAGAGCAGAAAAUUCAUGCAGGUGGCUGCUAAGGCAGAUUCAACUGUAUUGUGUAAAUAUCAUAUCCUCUGUGAUAUUUUUUUCAUAAAUGCCGUCACCUUUAAAGUUCAGUUAUAUUGAUAUUUAUGUCUCCCACCACACAGUGAUGUGGGAGACAUAUUGAUUUACUCCAGUUUGUGUCUGUCAAAAAGCUUGUUUGCACUUUAAGUCGAAUAUUUCUCAUCGGAUCUUCAACAAACUUGAACAAAAUGUGUUUUACCAUAAGACCUCGGCCAAGUUCGAUAACUAGCCAGAUCAGCUUAGGCACUUUUGAAUUAUGGCCCUUGAAUUACUGAUUGGAUCCACUCCUCCAGACCAACUAAUUGAAUCCAUUCAUCUAGACCAUUCAAAGAAACUAGACAUUUUUCAUAGGGGCAGUUGUGGGAGACAUGCGCUUUUCUCAAUGCAUCUCUAGUUUUUAUUUGACUUUGGAUAAAGAUCAAAUGUGUAUCAUUGACUAGUUAAGUGUAAAUGAAUGAGGAUGAUGAAGAGAAAGAUGAUUAGCUUUGCAUUUGGAAAUAUGUAAUUGUCCAUUUGUGGAGAAUCAUUCAGAAUUCAUAUGUCAAUAGUUCAUACAUAGAAAUAUUAAUAUUUGUAUAUAUUUGAACUUUCUAGAUAAAAUGCUGUUCAAAUGAAUGGCAUAGUUGAUAAGGGAAUGUGAUGAGAUUUUUUUAAAAUUUAUAAAUAUGUUUAUUUUACUACCCGAAAUUCUACACAAGAAACAACUGCAAUAUUCACAGUUUACUACAUGUUUAUUUGUACAUUUAGGUAUUAUGACAUUCACAUAUGCUAUACUGAUUAUAGGUGCAUAUGAUACUGCAAGCAACAACUUUAAUUAUGUAAUUCAUACUAAUAUAUGAAAGUUAUUAUAAAUAGUAUGGCAAAGUUUGGCCACUCCGUUGUUUGUAGUAACCCUGUCGACCGGGAGGAAACCAGACGCGCCUGUAAAGCACCACAUCAUUACUCCACGGUUUGCUGUGGAAGCAACAGUCAGCACCACACGAACGCAAGGGAUACCACAGUACACCAAAGUAAACCAAACACCCCCAUAACUCGACGGUUGGCUGUCAAAGUAAUGAGGAAUAUUUAGCGUACCAACGGAGCCAGGCAACGUACUGUGAUUCUAAGCAAAGCGAGCAAGGCUACAGUACACCACAAUAUUUAGCGGACCAACGGAGCAAGGCAACGUACUGUGAUUCUAAGCAAAGCGAGCAAGGCUACAGUACACCACAAUAUUUAGCGGACCAACGGAGCAAGGCUACAGUACACCACAGUAAAUUAAACAUUCCCCAUAACUCGACGGUUGGCUGCCAAAGUAAUGAAGGAAUAUUAGCGGACCAACGGAGCAAGGCAACGUACUGUAAUUCUAAGCAAGGCAACUAUACUAUAAUGAGCAAGGCUAUGACAUAAGCAAGGCUAUGACACAUUUAAGCAAGGCUAGUCAGAUAUUGCCAAAGCACUAGAGCAAUACCUUUUACACAGUAACAUCCAUACUAUGACAACGUUCGUAAGCACGCCCCGAUCGCCCCCGCGGUCGACAGAAUUUUUCUCGGCCCUUAAUAUAUUAGGAGUGACAUCAGUAUAAAGAUAAAGAAGAUUAAUUUGAAUUUUAGAUUCACUUUAAAUAAAUUCUUAUCAGUAUAACUAAAAUGUCUAUAUUUUUUCUUUUUUCUUUUGGUCCUCAAUGCAUAACUUGGUAAAUUGUCAUCUAGGUUUCUCAUCAUCUGCCAUCUGGAAAAAGUUAAUACCAAAUUGGAUUUGUCUGUUUCACGAUUGAUUUGUAGCCCAGGAAUCUGUUCAAUUCUGUAUCUGUGUAAGGUGCCUGCAUUCUGUUCACUUCCGAUGUUAACAUCCAAAUGGCAGCAUAUCAUCUGUAACAUAAGUACUUCACAGAACAGUCAGAUUGCCAUAGCAGAAUUUAAAAUGCGAUAACAUAAUUAGUUUUAGCAUAACAACAGAAAUUUUUAUUA